AUGUCGGAGAAGGUGCAGUCGUUGGCAGCUAGCAUCUACAAGGAGUUCGAACGAAUGAUCAAAAAAUAUGACGAGGACGUCGUGAAGGAGCUGAUGCCAUUAGUGGUCGGUAUCCUGGAAAACUUAGACCUAGCCUUCUCGGAGAAGCAACAGAUAGAGGUCGAAAUCGAACUGUUGCGAGAUGACAAUGAACAGCUAUUGACUCAGUACGAGAGGGAAAAACAGCUUAGAAAAGGCGCAGAACAGAAAUUCUUUGAAGUUGAAGAUGCCAUUGAAGGAGAGAAGAAAGAACUUCAAGAUAAAGUUGAAAGUUUAGAAUCCAUUGUCAGAAUGUUAGAAUUAAAAGCAAAGAACUCAGCAGAUCAUGUAUCACGCUUGGAAGAUAAAGAAACAGAAAAUAAAAAAGAAUAUAAUAAAUUGCAUGACAGAUAUACUGAGCUCUUCCGCACUCACAUGGAUUAUAUGGAACGAGCAAAAAUAGUAAUGGGUACUGAUCGUCUUGCUGAUCUUGCAAAUAGCCCUCGUGUAAAAAGUGGAUUCCAGUUACCAAAUUUGAGGCCUGUCAAUGUUAGUAUCUAUGGCGGAGCAGGGGACACUCCAGUAAAGGGGGAAAACAGUCCAGUUGGUUUCGAUGUAUUAUCACCAGCCAGAGCACAAUCCUCUAAUACCAGUCUCAAAAGUGAACUCAGCGAUGCUGAAUCCCCAGAGAAAAUGUCAACUCGUAAAAGUGCAAGUAAGAGUAUUGAGGUGGAAUGCAAAACACAAACUACAGAAAAGAGCCAGGUGACAGAUGCUAUUGAUGUCCGGGAAUCAGGAACUGCUACAACAUUAGAUCGGUCAGCAUCUGAUAUAGUUCCAAACACACCGGAGUUAGAUGAGCCAGAGGAAACUAUCAACAAUCAAACCAAUGAAACAAAUAAGAAAAACAUAAAAAGAAAUAAUGAAUCCAUAUUUAGUGAGUUUGCAAUGCAGGAUUCAGAUCUCAUUGGUGAUGUUGACUUUGGUGCUGAUAUAACUGGUAGUGCAGUAAACCCUGGAGAAUAUGCUUCGUCAGAGAGUGAUAUUGAUAAGGAAAAUGACAGAGAGUCUACUGUGAGUGACAACUUUUUCGGUAUGGGUAAGGAACUUGAAAACCUAAUCUUGGAAAACACUGAAUUAUUGGCAACUAAAAAUGCACUGAAUGUUGUAAAAGAUGACCUUAUUGCAAAGGUUGAUGAACUUACCAGUGAAUUAGAAAUCAAUCGUGAAGAAGUAACUUCUCUCCAAACUGUGAAAUCUCGUCAAAUGCAGCGCAUCUCGGAACUAGAAGAAAAUUUAAAGAAAGUUAAGGAAGAACUGGAAAAGAAAUCACAAAUUGCUCAAGCUGAUGAGGAAGAUGAUAUCCCCAUGGCUCAGAGAAAACGGUUCACGAGAGUAGAAAUGGCAAGAGUUCUAAUGGAACGCAAUCAAUAUAAAGAACGCCUCAUGGAAUUACAAGAAGCUGUUAGGUGGACAGAAAUGAUAAGAGCCUCAAGAGAACACCCAGAUUUAGCUCCUACAAAGAAAAAAUCUUCAAUCUGGAAUUUUUUUAGCAAUUUGUUCAACUCCUCAAAUAAGCCUAGCAAAAAACCUGUUGCCACCGUACGAUACAACGCUCCAACCACUCAUGUUCAGCCAGUCGGAGACCCUAAUAAAAAACAACGCAGCAAGUACAACUUAGGUGAAAAAGCUAAAGCAUAUGAAUUUUUGCAAGAUGAAGGUAUUUCUGAGAAAACAAAGAAGGAGAAGGAAAGAGAAAGAUGGGAACAAUAUAAACAAGUAAGAGUUCAUGUCAAAAAAGAUGAUGGAAGAAUGCAGGCAUAUGGCUGGAGCCUCCCUGCAAAAUUUCAACCUACUAUUCCACGGGAACUUCCCAACAAAAGCCAUGUGCCAGUUCCAGUACCAGUGUACUGUAGACCUUUGUUAGAAAAAGAGCCUGGAUUAAAAAUUUGGUGUGCAGCUGGUGUAAAUCUGACCGGUGGUAGAACAAAGGAUGGGGGAUCUAUUGUUGGGGCCAGUGUCUUCUACUCAAAUCCCCCAUCAGAAGAAUUAGAAAAAAGAAAAGAAACAAAGGAUGAAAUUGAGAAAUUAAAUGAAGAAUUAAAAGAGCAUGAAAAGAAUUUAAAACAGACAGAAAAAGAACAAUUGUCAUCUUUAGUAUGGAUUUGUACAAGUACCCAGUCAUCCAGUAGAGUCACAGUCAUUGAUGCCAAUAAUCCUGGAGAUGUUUUAGAAGCAUUUAGAGUAACAUCAUCUCACAUACUUUGUAUAGCCAGUGUUCCAGGUGCCAUGGAAUCUGACUACCCUGUGGAAGAGGAAAUUUUGAAGGCAGAUUCUUCUUCCCCUCAAAGAAAGCCACCAUCAUCUCCAGGUGGGUCUGGUAGCAAUAACUCAGACAGUGGAAUAGGUGGUAUAACAUUUGUACAAUGUGCAACUGGUACUGCUAGUCGAACAACCAGUAAAAGUUCAUCACCUGCUGAUUCACCAGCGCUGAGAGUAAUUACACUUCUGUCUUCAUUUAAUUUGAUAAAAUUUAUGCUGUUCUCUCAGUGUGGGCUCUCUCGGUCUGGGCUCUGUCGCUUGCCGCUCUCUCGGUCUGGGCUCUGUCGCUUGCCGCUCUCUCGGUCUGGGCUCUGUCGCUUGCCGCUCUCUCGGUCUGGGCUCUCUCAGUCUGGGCUCUGUGUCGCUCUCUCGGUCUGGGCUCUGUCGCUGUCUCUCGGUCUGGGCUCGCUGUCGCUUCUCUCUGUCUGGGCUCUGCCGCUCUCUCGGUCUGGGCUCUGUCGGCUCUCGUCUAGGGCUCUGUCGCUGUCGCUCUCUCGGUCUGGGCUCUGUCGCUGUCGCUCUCUCGGUCGGGGCUCUGUGUCGCCUCUCGGUCUGGGCUCUGUCGCUGUCGCCUUCUCGUCUGGGCUCUGUCGCUGUCAGCUCUCUCGUCUGGGCUCUGUCGCUGUCGCUCUCGGUCUGGGCUCUGUCGCCGCUCUCUCGGUCUGGGCUCUGUCGCUUCGCUCUCGGUCGGGCUCUGUCGCUGCCGCCUCUCGUCUGGGCUCUGUCGCUUGCCGCUCUCUCGGUCUGGGUCUGUCGCUGUCGCUCUCUCGGUCUGGGCUCUGUCGCUUGCCGCUCUCUCGGUCUGGGCUCUGUCGCUUGCCGCGCUUCUGCUUUCAUUUAUAA
Molecule: messenger RNA, 3183 nt
Organism: Acanthosepion pharaonis
Lineage: Eukaryota; Metazoa; Mollusca; Cephalopoda; Sepiida; Sepiidae
Source: the annotation of a GenBank genome assembly